GCACUCGUUGCCACGCGCUGUGGCACAGUGUCCGCAGGGUGUGCACUCCGGCCACGCCGCCACCGCCAUCCCCCCACGCAGGGAGCCAGCAAGGCUGUGAGGGGCACGUCCCGGAGCCCUGGCCCGGACCUGACUGUCCACUUCCAAGAGGAGGGGUUAGGACUGACAUGCGAUGUGUAUUUAAAUUUUUUAAACUGCUGCAAACAUUGUGUAUCUGAAUUAAAGGGAAAUGACACCACAUGCUGCUGUGCGAGGCAUGCUUGCUCACGGAGAACCCCCGCGGGGACGCCGGCCCACACCCGGCGUGAGGAAGCAGGCCAGGCGUGGGCUGGCUGGGUGCGUCCCGGGAGCGCCCCGCGGACACGAGCUGCUCAAGCCACAUUGCGAUCUGGUCGUGCCAGGGCCACAUGGUUUGGGCAUUGAAUCUCCGACUCCAUGUGUGUCCGGGGCCCUGAGGGGUGGUGAGGGCUGGCACAGGGCUGGAGGGCUCCUGUGGGCUGGGACCUGGCCACGGAGCUCCCCUCAGGGCCCCGCCGGCACCUGGGCUCUUGGGCUCCUGGCCUGCCCAUUCGAGCUUCGAAGUCUGAAGUCCUUGCGGCUCCCCAGAGUCUUGCCUACUCCGCUGAAUGGGUGCCGUGCUUCUUAGCUCUGGGCGGCCCCUCCUCAGGAGCCAUGGCAGUGGGUGUUGCAGUAAUCUCGGGGUGCAGGUGUCCUACCACCCAGCCUGCACAGACCACGCCCCCAGGCGGCGGGCUGCCCUGGCAGGAGGCUGUGUCUGUGUUCCCUCCAGUCCUGUGGGUUCCCGUCAGCAGGGCAGCCGCAGAGCCCACACCACGGUGGGUGGCAGACAGGCAAACACGGGCAGCCUAGUCCCUGCCCCCGGGGUAGCAGAGUACCAGCACACGGACUUCUCCUGGAUUCUGUGGAGGCCCCGUGCCCCUGCUCUCAGGAGCCACGGCACCGCCUUGCCCUGCACGGGGACCAUGGUGGAGCAUUCGGCUGCUGGGGCUGGGUUCUCACUUCGGUUGCUCUAAACAUUCGAUGGGGGUGACUUCAGCUCCCCAAAUGUGUCUGCUCUGUGGUACAAUUCCGAGGCCUCCGAUGGUACCUCUAAGCUUCCAAGGCUCUAUCCCCCUUCCCGGUGCAAGUGUGGACAGCCAGACCCUGCCUGGUGCACCUGAGUGUACCUGGCCUGCCUGUUCUUUCUAAAAGGAAGGGUCCCAGAGCCCCUGGUGUGAGUGGGUUUUGCUGUUGCACACACACCCCGCUUGCACUCGCCGCUAUGGCAGAGAUGCUCUCCGUAGAGGGUGAGACCCCGCUGUUCUUCAGAAGAAGCGUCUGAGGCCCUGCCGGGUGUGUUGGAGGCGGCUGACCUCGCCUUCCGGGCAGCCUGGUGGUGCUCAGCGCCGCCGGAGGAAGCAUUCUGCCAGGGCCUGGGCACGGACGUGGGCCUGCUUCGUGGCGUCACCAAGGCUCCUUCCGGAAAGCCAUGAGCACGUCCUGCAGCUUCCACUGAUUUGGGGACCUUAACAGCCUGGCCCCUGCAUCUGCUUGGAGGGCACGUCCCCACCAGCCUCCCAAGCAGGAGGCUGGGAGGCCGCUCCAAUGGCCUUCUCCCUGCCGGCCAUGUCCUCUAGGGAGCCUGGGGUUCACAGGCCUGAGGGGCACUUGGGGUGUGGGUGGGCCCAGGGGAGCCACUGGUGCAGGGUUGGGGUCUGCCCGCUGAGGCAGAGGGCUGACAGGUAAGGGUCUGGGCUCCCCAGGGUUGUAGGGAAAAGGGCAGUGGUGCCAGCCUGGUCAGCUGGGCUUGCAGCCCGCCCCCACACACCCACCCCCGACUCAGCGCUGGGCCGCAGCUCGGAGCUUGCUUCCACUGUGAGCCAGGCCAUCCUGGGGCGAUCGUUGCCCCCUUCCAUCAGACAGCCCCCACCCUCUGGCCCCGCCCUCCCAGGGCUCAACCCUACCGCACUCCCGCACCCCCCCCCACAUUACACGUGCUUCCCUGCCUUUGCCCAGGACAGAGUGUUUCCACUGCUAAACUCGCCUGCCCACUGUGAUAGGCUCAGCUCACUGGUGUCUGGUCCUGGCUGGUCCCUGAGGUUCCUCGUGGGCACACCCGCUUCCCACCCUGGGCCCCCGCGUCGGCCCGCGUCGGCCGGCCUGGCUGGGUACGUGGGCACACCGAAGUAUCUCAGACCCAGCAUCAGUUCAUGGGGAGACUGAGGCCUACAGGGCGUGGCCGCACAGGUGCCCCUGGCCUCCUGCUGAGGCUUGACCACCCCUUCUCCCUGCAGGUACUGCCGCAUACCCAGCCCCCGGCUCUCUACCUCCCCGUCCCUCAGAGACUGAGGGUCCCAGCAGGCCAUGCAGCUGUGCCAAGCUCCACCGCUGCUACCAGUCUGUGGCCCUGGUCCUCGAGACAUGGGGAUGAGCCUCCGUCAAGACCUGGUGGAGAUCCGCUGAGGAAGGGUGCCUCCAGCAUGGCAGCGGCCGAGGUGCCCGGCUACCUCGUGUCCCCCCAGACGGAGAAGCACCGGCGCGCCCGCAACUGGACGGACGCGGAGAUGCGCGGCCUCAUGCUCGUCUGGGAGGAGUUCUUCGACGAGCUGAAGCAGACCAAACGCAACGCCAAGGUGUACGAGAAGAUGGCCAGCAGGCUGCUGGAGAUGACGGGAGAGCGCCGGCUGGGCGAGGAGAUCAAGAUCAAAAUCACCAACAUGACCUUCCAGUACAGGAAAUUAAAAUGCAUGACAGAUAGCGAGUCCGUCCCGCCCGACUGGCCCUAUUACCUAGCCAUUGAUAGGAUUCUGGCCAAGGUCCCCGAGUCCUGUGAUGGCAAACUGCCGGACGGCCAGCAGCCGGGGCCCUCCACGUCCCAGACCGAGGCGUCCCUGUCGCCGUCUGCUAAGUCCACCCCUCUGUACUUACCGUAUAACCAGUGCUCCUACGAAGGCCGCUUCCAGGAUGAUCGCUCCGAGAGCUCCUCCAGCUUACUGUCCCUUAAGUUCAGGUCGGACGAGCGGCCCGGGAAGAGGCGCAAGGGGCAGAGCUGCCACCUGCAGAAGAAGAAGCUGCGGCUGCUGGAGGCCAUGCUGGAGGAGCAGCGCCGGCUGGGCCGCGCCGUGGAGGAGACGUGCCGGGAGGUGCGCCGCGUGCUGGACCAGCAGAACCUGCUGCAGGUGCAAAGCCUCCAGCUGCAGGAGCGCAUGAUGAGCCUGCUGGAGAAGAUGGUCGCCAAGUCCAGCGUGUAGGCGGUGGGCGGCCCCGGGCUGCUCCCGGACCGGCCCUCCCAGCACGGAGGCCCCUCCUCGGACGCGGGCCGGGGCCGCCGGCUCCUCUGGGGCGAUUCCCCGGUUGGAACCCCUAGAAUCUGUUCUCCAAUGUCGUCACCAUCAAUGAUACUUGAAAUGGCUUUUGAUAGUAAAUGUGUGAUUUUUCAUGACUCCCUGGAAGCAGAGUUCACUUUCUCAGCUCAGAGGGAAUGCACCGGGUUGGUCUGUUCCGCAAACAGGAGCGAACGGAAACAGGCUAGUGGCAACUUUGUGCCCGUAACAGAAACUCUCCGGAAGGGGAGAUGGCUGUCUGGUCCCACAGCAGCGUCUGCAGUGUCUUUCCGAGGUAGCCUCUGACACCGGGCGAACCCCUGAGAGUCCACGGCCCUCUCCUUGGAGCCCCAGGUCUUCGAUUGCCUCCCUGCAAGAACGCUAACAAAGCAAGGACGGCGGCCCGCGUGCGUCGUCCUGUUCGGUCUUCUAGGCCCGGGGACGUGGCGCUGAGGAGACGGAGAUCUGGCCUCACGCACUCAUGCUCCAGUCGGGGAGGCAGACAAGCACUGAGGGAAAUGACGUGAUAGCAGGUUGUGGUCCGUGCUGCGCAAGGGGAGGCCGUGCGGGAGCAGCCGGCAGGAGCAGCCCCUCGGCUGGCCCACGGGGCACGGGAAGCUGUUGGUGCUGCGGCGGCUGUGGCGCUCUGGAUCGGGACCCGCGGCGCAGGGAUGAGCUCUGAGGUAAAGCUCACCUCCUGCCUUUCCCUGUCACCAGGAGGAAGACCUUUCCAGAUACUUCUCUGCUGAAUUCUUCCUAACUCUUGUUGGCCACUUGGGUUUUGGUCCCUGGCUGCAAGGGACGCGAAGGGUCCCCUGCCCGGGACCAGCAUGUUGCUGCCCGUGCAGCAGGGUUCUGAGGCGACAUGGCAGGUGACGUGGUUUGACUUACGAUCUAGAAGACCUCCUUCUGGCUGCUCCCGAGCAGACCUGUGGCUGUGGCGGGUGGGGUGAAGGCAGACGUCCUGCUGGGAGGCUGUCACGGUCAUCCCAGUGAGACCGACCAGCUCCUCUGACGCGCCAGCGGUCCUUGAAGUCAGCCGCCCGUGCUCGCCCAGGUGGGGCCGAGGCCAGCCCCGGGCCUGCUGCUGCAGUGGCCGAGAGGCUGGGUGGCCAUGGAGCCCAGAGGGGCAGGACACCCCCGGCUCAGCCCCCUCGGGGACCUCCCCAGGCACAUGCCGUGGACUCCAGCCACGCCGCUUUGGGAUGGAGGGCAGUUCGCUGAAUGCAUAGCAGGCGGUUCUGCUGAAGUGUGAACUCGCCGAUUUCUGCCGAGACAGGCAGUGUUCCCAGCAAGGCCAGUGUCAGCUGGCAGCACGACGCCCCUGAACCCGUGCUGGGGGGCACGCAUGGAACAAGCCCCCUGCAGAGGAGACCUCGGGGGCGUCGUGUGCUGAAGCCCCGAGCUGGGGGCUGGUUUCAGGCACAGGAACCCAGCUGCCUCUGAGACAAGAUGCCCCGGCGAGAACUCAGUUGUUUGACAGAUGCUGGGCUGGGCCUGAGGCUGCUGCAUGCAGCCCCGUCAGAGCGGCCGUGCCCGAGCGUCACUGAGGUGGCGACAGACUGCGGCUCUAAGUGACGCGGGAGCUCCUCGCCUUGACCGUCCUGGCGCUCCUGGAGCCGUGGCCGUGGCACCCCAGUGUUUCCAUAAUUGCAGUAUAUUAUGUAGCAUUUUUGCCUUUGUACUUAGAGGCCAUUUGCACUAUUAUUUUCCCAGCUGUUUCUGAGUGUGGGGUCAGUGCUCGCUCUCUCCACGUCUCACCGAAUCGGUGCUGCCACGCGCUCCAUUGGGCUGGAGCGGAACUGGUGAGGUCAGGCGGAGGUCAGCCAUGCGGCUGCCUGCGUCGUGCCCUUGGUGAACAGCGUGUCCGUAGCGAGUUUCUGAUUUCUUCUGUAGUUACCGGUCCGUUAAGGGGGGAAGGUGGCUACAUCAGUAAACGCUAAGCUGUUUGGUAAGAUCCAUCAAGACAACCUGUUAGUACCAAAAACUGAAAUCGGGAACCAGACGAAUGUGCUUGCUUUUACCUUUAUUGUUUAACGGCAUUUUUAGCUAAUGCAUUAAGACAAAGUAAGCCGAAUAAAAGAAAGGAAAAUUACCUUUAUUUUCAGAUGAUAUUUUUAUAUUCCCAGAAAGCAGAUAUACAACAGAUCAAGAGCUCUUUAAACCACUGACCCAGUGGAUUAUGGGAAUGGAAUAUUCCGUUCACAGUCACGAUUGAGAACGGCAGGGAAUCCAUGAACGAGUUUAACCAGAAAGGCCCAGGAUCGACAUGAAGUAAACUAUGUGGUUUUAUUGUGAAAUCUAAAACUGAGCAUGUGGAGAAAUCGCAUACUCCUAAAAGCUCCAGAGUAAAGUGCCAUCAUUUUAUUAAUGUGAUUCCAACAAUAUUCUCAAUAACAUUGUGGGUUUUUGUUUUGAAAUGGAUGAAAGUACUUUUUUUUUUUUUUAAGCGGGCCCCGCACCCAGCACAGAGUCCGACUCGGGGCUGGAACUCACGUCCCUGAGAUCAUGACCUGAGCUGAGAUCAAGAGUCAGAUGCUUAACUGACAGAGCCACCCAGGCGACCCUGAGGAAAGUAUUUUUAAGUUCAAAUGAAAAAGGAAUGAGGCAAAGGGUCUGAGGCCAAAAGAUGGAAGGAGACCCGCUGGGCCUCAUGUGGCACCGGGAAGCAUGCCAUCACACACCCAUGCAGCCGGUGUGCUGUCUGUCAGGGUCAGAGCGGAAAAAACGUCAGGAGACGGAAGCUCAGACCCUGCGAGGGGCAGUGGAACGUGUACAAGCUGGCCGGAGCAGUGGGGCCUCAUCCCGCGGAGCUGACAACAACGCGCACGCUGAUCAGCGCCCUGGGGCUCGGGCCUUGGCGCUCGCAGGGCCCCUCCACCCUUUAGGAGUGACUGGAGAUGUCACAGCUUGCAUUCCUGUGGGUCCUAACUGCUGAUAGGAACCCAAGACUUGAAAAUUACUCAUUUCAAAAUAACAAGAAACCCAUUACUUGUUGACAUGAACAACAGUUGCAUGAAAAAUACGUUCUCCCAAACAAAAGGUUUUCACGAGAAGAGGGGGAUUGUGUUACAUGCCCUCAGAUCUCUGGCUGGAGGGAAGGCAGUGGGCUGCCACGACCAGCUGCCACGACCGGCUGCCACGACCGGCUGCAGCUGGAUGGGCGAUGUAAGCAGGAGAUCCGGCGCCGCACGGAUAGGUGUUUGGAAAAGAAAGGGAUCUUUUACUGACAUGGCGGGUGGCUGGGGACACCCCUACCGGGGCCCCCGGCCGCGCAGGCUGGCCGCAGUGUGGACUCAGCUGGCCAGCGCUCCCAGAGCCGUGUGCGUCGGCCGUCCGUCUGGCGCCUGGGGGCUCCUCGCGCGCUUCUGUAACACGGGGCGCUGGGCAUGUGGGGCGCGCCGCUCCGAGUCCGGCCUGUCUUCUGUGCUGACAGCGCGCCCCACACCCGCAGAAACGCGCUCUCGCCGUUCUCCCGGCCCCCCCUCGGCAGCGGAGCCGUUCCGGGGGCAGCUUGUCAGCCUUGUGGCCUCGGAGGCAGCCCUUUCGUUCUGAUCUCUGCUCGGAAGCUGGAAUUUUGGCACUGGUCACAUGACCACGCAAGCUGUUUCCCCGCGGGGACAGCUGUCCGCCAGGCGCCCGAGUCCCUUCAGGUGAAGAGCGUGUCCCCGUGAAGAAUGUGUCCAGCUGUCCUUCGGCCGGCAGCACAGUGGUGGUGCCGGGGCUGCUCCCCAGACAGCGUCGCACUGAGGGGCGGGGCAGGAGUGCGUCGCGCAGAAUAUUAAAAAGAUGUGUGCCCAAGGGCCCAGAUUUAAUAAAAUCAGUACGUUUUACUGCCGCA
Messenger RNA from Ailuropoda melanoleuca (giant panda), 7164 nucleotides. RefSeq names its product Myb/SANT DNA binding domain containing 1 (gene MSANTD1). The record is from RefSeq and is a predicted model, not a curated record. Gene Ontology annotation, biological process: positive regulation of DNA-templated transcription. Gene Ontology annotation, cellular component: nuclear body. Bases 2211 to 3251 code for a protein of 346 amino acids. NCBI's taxonomy places the organism in Eukaryota, Metazoa, Chordata, Mammalia, Carnivora, Ursidae. The transcript has 5 exons.